Phlebotomus papatasi is the source of this 7316-nucleotide messenger RNA. Its product is annotated as zinc finger protein 771-like. The record is from RefSeq and is a predicted model, not a curated record. Gene Ontology annotation, cellular component: nucleus. The transcript is spliced from 8 exons. The coding region runs from base 400 to 1788 and encodes 462 amino acids. NCBI's taxonomy places the organism in Eukaryota, Metazoa, Arthropoda, Insecta, Diptera, Psychodidae.
GUACAGAGCUGUGCACCAGAAGGUCAUGGUUAGAUACCGGCCGAUCUCGGCAAACAGUUUUCUUAAAGUUGUGGCAAGGUGUGGGUCAUCUUUCAAUUGAUUACGGGAUUAUUUCGGAGUGAAUUGUACGUUUAACGUUUUGAUGAAGUCUUUUAGUGAAAACUUGGAUGAUGCUGGAAAUGUGAUCAAUUGUUAAUUAUUGCACAUCGAUUAAUUUGAGAUCAAUUAAGAAUACAAGUGAAUUGGACGUUCUAAACUCAACGGAAUAAUUUUUAAUAGACCCAACAGAAUAUUUUUUAUUGUGAAAUAAAAUUUGUUGUUUUAGUGAAUAAUGAAGGGUGACAAUUUGUGCUUUAUUGCUUAUUAUUGACAGGCUUAAAAGUGAUUUUAAACAUAGUUAUGGAAACUUGUGUAUUGAUACCUCAAGAAUUGGCUUUGGCCGUUACAACGGCGGGAGCUCGUCAUUCAAAUGAGCCAAUUGUAUCAGUUUGGAGCAUAACUCGAAUUCCUCAAGGAUCCCUCUGUUAUCCUUUUCAAGGGACUAUCAGAACUGAUAAGCUAGAAGUAUAUUCCUAUGUUUCGGAUGAUGAUAUAAGGCACAGAUUUGGAUUAUAUGAUGAAAUUUCUGCAACUAAUGGAAAACGUGUUCGACACUGUAACUGGAUAAGGUUUCUGAGGGUUUCAGAAACUUAUGGCUCAAUGGUAAAUAUAGUUUGUACUAAAGUCAAGGGAGAACCAAUCUAUGAAAUUGUGAAGCCAAUUCCUGCUCAUCAAGAGCUAGUCGUAUAUUACUUGCCUGAGCGACCGGAGGAACUUUUCUUCGUUAGAAUGAGAAAUACUCUGUAUCGACAAACGAUGGAUUCAAUAAUUGAAGACUCGCCUCUGGACUUGUCGAUGUCUCUCAUGUCGCGAGUCCUGCUGCCCAUUUCACCAAUAUCCGGUGGUGAAGACGAGCACAAGUCAGUAUCUGGUGAAUCUUCUACGUCAUCAUCUGCCGCUAGUUGUACAGGAGAUCUGAUAGAAACAGGGAUGCUGAGCUCAAUCCACAGAUGCUCCCCAAAGUCACGCACAACGCGUGGAGAGCGGGCCCUACUUCCAUGUGAAGUAUGCGGAAAAACCUUCGAUCGACCUAGUCUGUUAAAACGACACAUGAGAACUCAUACAGGUGAAAAGCCGCACGUUUGUAUGGUAUGUAAUAAAGGUUUCAGUACAUCAAGUUCAUUGAACACACAUCGUCGAAUACACUCCGGCGAGAAGCCACAUCAGUGUCAGGUGUGUGGGAAACGCUUUACGGCCAGCUCCAAUUUAUAUUACCAUCGAAUGACUCACAUUAAGGAAAAACCUCAUAAAUGCGGAUUGUGUUCCAAGUCUUUUCCAACUCCAGGAGAUCUAAAGUCACAUAUGUAUGUUCACAGUGGCUCUUGGCCGUUCAAGUGUCAUAUUUGCUCGAGAGGAUUUUCAAAGCAUACUAAUCUCAAGAACCACCUCUUUCUCCACACAGGUGACAAACCUCAUGCGUGUGAAUUGUGCAACAAGAAGUUCGCCCUUGCUUGCAAUUUGAGAGCUCACAUGAAGACUCAUGAAGGCGAUCCUCAAGAAGAAUGUUUGAGCUGUGGUAAAGUGUACUUGCUAUCAUCAAAUAUCAUACAUCAGGGAAUGUGUUCUAAAUGCAUCUCUAAUUCAUCUGGGGAAUCUGGAGAACGACGCAGGGAGUCUAGAACAAGUAUUUUUCGCUCAUCGGGUGAAUCUGGAACUGAAGAUGAAUCCAUAAAUGAAGAUACUGAAUAAGUAUAAAAAAUUGUGUACAUGUAAUUAUGUUGUGUAACUAAAGUAUUACCAUUUCAUUGAGUAAAAUAUGGAAGUUAAUUUAUCAAGUUAAUUCUGUAUUUAAAAAAAAUAAUUUUAAAACAAUUUUCUCAUAGUUGUAGAAGUAGUUUAUUAUUUUUGAUUUUUUUUUCAUUGGAAAAAUACUUAUUUUAAGGUGUCGUAUCAUAUAUAGUUAUGUUUCAUACAGUUAUAUCAUUCAUGGGCUUCACAUGAUAUUGAAGUUCAAUCUACGAUGAUGGGAGGAAGAACUUGACAAUCAUGUUGGUGUUUUUAAGCUAUACAUAUAUCUGUGCUCGUAUUAUUUGAAUUUUAAUUGAUUCAGAAAAUAUAGUUCUAGCUCUAUAUGUAUCUCAUCUGUCAGUUUCAUUUUUCAUUUUACGCUUCAAAACAUAUAGAUACACUUUUCAAUCACUUUUUUGUGCAGCUUCAGUUUCUUGUGUAGAUUCUGACGUCUUUUUUUCUGUAAUUCUCCUUCGGAACCUUACGUUUUUAUGACAUUUUUUUUUAACUGUACAUUUAUUAAUACAAUCAUGUGACAGAAGAUUAAAUACAUGGAAUUUAUUUUUUUCACAUAAUUUAAUAAUUUGAAAACCUUAGAUCAAACACUUUGAUUGUGUCAAUGAAAUUCAUCUUAUAUAAUAUCAAUUAGACAAAAUAUUUGAGCAGUUCCCAAACUAUGUAUUGAAGAAAAUAAUGAGGGACAUAUGACACAAAAUCCUCUAAAAAUCUCGUAUUUGAUUUUUGGUUGAAAUAAGAGCGAUGUUUCUCAUUCUUAUCCCAAGAUUUACUGUGAAGUUUGAGAUGCUUGACAAACUUAACAGAUGAAGGAAAAAAAUUACCUGUUAUGCUAUAAUUGAUCAUUUAAUUCGACAGUUUAUAUCGAAUUUCACGAUUCUUAAGCUAAUUUUCCUAUUUUGUUGCACUACGGAAGAGCUGGGUUACAUCGUCUUUUAGUUUCUUCUUAAUUUUCCCAAGACUUUUCAAUACACCUGAAAUGUAGGCAAAACUAAUUUCUUCAUUUUGCGGUAUUCAAAUGGUCAUGGCUCUGGUUUUAUGAGACAUAAGUUCAUCUUCAAUAGUGCGAAUGAAAGGUCUUCAAAGAGCCAAUAAAUUUCUGUAACAAGUUAACUUUAAUGGCUGUGUGGAUAUGGACAAAACGUCCUGAAUAAAACCUCAAGCAAAGAAGAACAACACGUUAACUUUAAAAACUCAUCACCAGAGGCGCUGUUGUUUACAUACAGCAGCGCCUACAUCAACAAAAAUCAAAUUUACCUUAUUUGGAAAUUAAAAUCUCUCUAGUUCUGGUUUUACUUUACCGAACUUAAUGAUUUAUGGUGAAAAUGAAAGGUCUUCAAAUUUCUAAUCUUUCUCUAAAACAAGUUGACUUUCAAAAUUCUUCAUCAGUAACGCUGUAGUUGUCAUAUAUCUGCCUAUGAACAUGGAAAAACAAUUUGAAUAAAAGUAAACUGAUUUUUUGAUGAGCUUAAAUUAAAAUUAAGUGCUAUAAGGCAACCCUAAUAAUUAUAGUCCAGCGCCCCUGGUGAUGAUGGAAACGACUGUAUGGAUCCGUUCAGUACACUGAGAAAAAAUGGAGUGCGAUUAACUUUUUUUCCUCGUAACUUUAACACUUUUUUGGUGUAAAAAUAUAUCAGCAUUUUUUAAUGUUAAUUUAAUACCUUUUUAAGGGUAAAAUUAACAUGAAAAAGGGUAACUUUAACCCAUAAUACACCUAAAAAGCAUAAUAUUUACACCGAUUUCGGAUCAAUAAUGCAGGGUAAAAUAACAUUUCCGGAAUGUUAUUUUAACUUUUUCGGAUUUCUCUCAGUGUAAUAACCUUCCGAAGAUACAAAGUCACUACAAAGCCAAGCCAAACCUAUUCGAAAAUCUACUGGAAGCCUAAGUAUUAAGUUCACGUAUUCGCCGCUUUAGCGCGAUUGUCCUGCCAUUAUUUUAAUGAAAUUCAACUUGCUCACUUUUGUGUAACUCGUCAAUUUUGAUCCUUUCGUUUUUAAAGGGUUAACGAGAAAUAUUUUGUUUUUUUGACUUCUGAGUAGUCGAGACUAUCGCAAAGUUAUUUUUCUUUUUCAAAAAAAAAAACAAAGAUUUUCAAAAAACGGGUACGAGAGGCAAAAUUUCCAAAAUUUUUAAAUGAAAAUUUCAGAAAAUAUAGUUUAAAUGUUGUCUUUUCAUCUAUUUAACAGUUUCAAUUAAAAAAAUGAAAAAAUAUAUUUAAGAAAAUAUUCUAUUUUUUAAUUUUAGUUAACCCUUUAUAAACCAAUCAUUUUCCCUUAAACUCAGAUUAUUUUUCAAUAAAUUGUUAGAUAUUCUGUUAGACAAAAAUAUUAAAAGCAAAUGGCGAUACUACAAAAUGAUUCUUAAAAUUAAAAAAAAAAUAAUAAACAAUUGCUUAAACUUUGAAAUGAACAACUUUGAGUUUCUAAAGAUAAUGAAUUAUUAUAUUUGUUUCUGAGCAAUGGCGUUUACACACUAGAAGCAAUUUUCGUCUAAAAUUACUUUAAAAAAAAAAACUGCAGUUCAAGCUCGAUAGGGGAAUUUUCUUAAAAAAAAUCAUUUUUAAAGAAAAUGCUCCUAGUACAACCUAGAGCAGUGGCUCUCAUUCAUCCUUUAACUGAUUUAUUUGAUUUAAGGUGAAGAACAAUUCCAAAAGUGAAACUUUUCUCUGGGAAAAAAUCUUGUCAAAUAUUCAUUAAAAACAGAAUGUUGAGAAUAAAAUCUUACAGAAGACCAAGAAAUAAAAAUCCAAAAAGAAAGACAGGAAAAAAUGGGAAAAAGAUCAUUUUCACUUUGAAAGAUUUAGGUUUGUACACUGAACUCUGCGUACGAUGUAGCCCCGCUCUUCCAUAUAUUGAUUUAUACUAUUGAAUAUUCAAUCAUACUCAAAAAUAAUCCCUUCACACUAUAAUCACCCAACUUCUUCAGUAUUCAUAUUUUUUACUUGUUAAAUUGUAAGAAAAAUAGGUGAGAUUAUUAUGAAUCUCACUGAGUACAACACAAAUUAAUUAAAAUCUGCGCAAUUUAAGUUUUUGAUUUAUUCAAGAUGUCAAGUUAUCAGAAACAUCGAUAUUUUUCUCUUUUAAUAUUCCAAAAUCAGUUUUAUUUCAGAGCAUCAUUCUAUUAUUUAGUACAAAAAUAUCCUUAUUCACAAGACUGCCUAUGAAGUUUUCUUCGAGACUGAUUUUCUUAGCGCAUUACUUUAUCGGAAAAACAAGUAUUUUUGAAAUAGAACUAAAAUUCCCUACUUGGUCCUUUUGUGCACUUUCAAGUAUAUGGCUGUUUACAAAUGAUAACUUGACGUACUUGUAUAACAAACUUUUAAUUAGUGAACAAUUUUUGAAAGCUAUGAUUUUAUUUUUGUUAGUUUAAGUUUGCUCUCUAUUUUGCCCCAUAGUUAAAAUUUUAAGAAAUAAUGUUUCUCUAUUUUAAUUGUUGGUGUAAGUUUAUUGGAUAGUUUUUAUUAAAUAUUUAUGUUCCACUUUUCUAGUCAAGUUAUGCGAAAUAUUAAAAAAAAAAUAUGCAGGCACAUUGAAAUCAUUGUAUAGGAUAUAUGGGAAGGCUGGACAAAUUAAAAGAAAAUACACGAUAAGGCUAUUAUUCGGGAUAAAAGAGCUAUUAAUGUUUUGGGAGUUCUAAAGAAUGAUACAAUGGGAAAAGAAAUUCAAUAUUGAACUUCAUAAACUCCACCCAAAAAUUAUUUUAGGUCACGCCCCGCUAUUAUAUAUAAGAUAUAUAUCUUAUAAGAUAAGCCACUCCCACAUGUGGGUGUGACUAAAAAUCUUAAACACGUUGAAAAAGCAUAAUAGAAGCCACCAAAUGCUUUUUCAAAGUUUCCAAUUUUUCUGACGAUUUAUUACAUGAAAAUUGGCUUAAUACAUUUCAUCUGUUAGAUAUAGGGCGAAGUGGGGCAGCUUUGAAAUUUAAUUGUACCGUAUCAUAAUCUGAUUUAUCCUUCACAACUAGUUUAUAGAACCCAAUUAUAUCAUGAUAAGGUGCAGUUUCAUUUAAAAAUAGGAGAAAACCCUAAUUUCAAAUCUGCCCUAAUUCAAAGGUGCCCCACUUCCUCCUACAUCAUUUUUACUCGAACCCACCGAUUUUUAUCUGCUGUUCUGUAAAUUCUGAAUGAAUUCUUAUAUGUUCUUUUAUCUUAAUCCCCGCCCACUUAUUCAUUAUCCCACCAAAAGCUACCAAUGUUUACUCCUUUCUGUAUAAUUGAUUAAGUGCAGAAUGAAUGCAAAAAAUAUGCUGCCACGUCCCACAUAUGCAAAUAUGUUGCAAUGUCCCCAUUCAAAGCGCCUAAUUUUAUUACUUUUCCCACAAAAUUGAUUGAAAAGGGAGCAGUGGUAAAAAAGGCCAAACCUCGAAUUCUUUUAAGCCACGCCCACUUUUCUGCAUUGUCUCCACCCAAAUUCUCUAAUUCCCUUUUUCCACUUUUAACAAUUUCUCUGUUUCUCGUAAACUUUAUUAAAUCUUGCUAAAUUUUCAAUCGUAUCCAAUAAUUCUGUAUAAGACUACUAUUUUUAAAAUUCUUUUUCUUGAAAUUUUUGAAAGUGGGAGGCAAUGCGAAAAAAUAAUUUCAAAAGCGUUUUAUAUGAAGUUCCGGUCACUUGUUUGGAUUGUCCUUAUUCUGUUUUAUUUUUGUAACGGAUAAGACUGAUGGAAAUUGAACGAAGAAGGGAAAGUUUCAAAUAAAAAGGAUUUUCUUUCAAGCCCCGCCCAGUUGUUUAGCAUUGACCUCUCUCAAAGCUUUUAGUUUUUGGAAAGUGAGAAUUUAAUUCUUAUAAUUGUAGAAAAUGGUAAAGUUAUCAAAAACAUUCUGAGAAAUAUGUUCUAAUUUUGUGCCUCAUAUAAACCCCUUUAAGGGCGUGGCUUAUUGUUUUUUGGGCGGAGCCUUCAGGAAGAACAAGAAACGAAUAAGUAAUGGUACCUUGGCAGAUAUUGUUACAUUUUAUUAGACAUUGAGAAAAAAUCAACUUUGUCAUAUAGCCGUAACUCCUAAAAGGGGCGUGACCUAAUUUAUCGGUGGCUUAUUUAUGAAGCUCAGUACUACCUUGUUGUAAAAAAGCUAUUUUUAAAUAAAGAAUUAUGCUACUCUGUACUUAUUCCAGUUUUCUCAUCAGUUACAUUGUAUUCAGAAUGAAAAAUCUCGAACAACAAGGCUUUUAUCCCGAAUACCAAUAUUUUAUUAGAAACCUAUAGGAGAUACAAAAGUGAUGAUAUAAGAUAAGGAACGAUAAGAAGGAUAUUUAGAAAGACAAAGCACAAGUUUAAAGCUGAAAACGACAAAUGUCGAUAAAGUCUAGUAAACGAAUUCAAACAGUUUUGUCCUUUUUUUCUCGUAUUUCUUACAGUUUGUGUGAGAUAAUAUCGUGCACUUGCCUUUGUCGGCCACCCAGUAUAUAUAGGUAUCUGAUGGACAUUGUUAAAAUGACUUUAAAAAAUAUACAGCUUGAAUUUCACAUUCAAUUUACAAA